ACAUCACAACCAGGCAGUGCAAUCCGUACACGAGCUCGGUUAUCAAAAACUCGGUAUAAAAGUGCUCGGUAUAUCAUGCAAGCUUUCAAACAUGGCUUCUAACAAACAAGAAACAGAAUCAUCGGAUGUUAAGGUGCCCUUCAAACGAAAGCAGGUUCGUUUAGCAAUAAAGGCAUUACUGUCACAUUUAUCUCAAAAAUCUGAUGACCAGAAAAAAAAAGAUGAACUGUUUGAAAAUGAUGAGCAUGUUUGGCUUAUACUUAGUGUCAAUAAAAUUCCAAUCAUAAAAAAAAAGCCAAAGAAAAUUCCUUUACCCCACAGUUUUAAUGGUUGCAAUGAUGUUUGCUUGAUAACUAAAGAGCCUGGGAAAGUCGUAAAAGCAGCCCUUAGAGAAAAAGGAGUUGUCUCAAUUAAAAAGGUUAUAAGUCUAACAAAGUUGCGCAAAGAGUAUAAGACAUUUCAACUCAAGCGUCAAUUGUUAUCUUUAUUUGAUGUAUUUCUCUGCGAUGACCGCAUUUACCCGUUGGUUUUAAAGACGCUAGGAAAAGUAUUCUUUAAAAGAAAAAGAGAACCAAUUCCCGUCAAUUUGACUUACCCAAACGUCAACGUGGAAAUACAAAAAUCGCUUUCGUGUACUUUGUUAAGAAUGGGCCAUGGGCCAAGCAGUGCAAUUAAAAUUGGUAGUGUGAAAUUGCAAAAUGAAAAAGAACUUCUUGCCAAUGCCAUACACGCAAUGAAAAUUAUUCCAAAUAAAGUUCCUGGUGGAUGGAAAAACAUAAAAUGUUUCUACUUAAAAACUGCAUUAUCUAUAGCUUUACCUUUAUACCAAUCUUUACAAUUUAAGCCUAAGCGUCCUUCAGUAAAAAGUUCAUCAAAAGAAUCUUCGGAUGACAAAUCAACAAAUAUGGUUGAUAAAGAAGAAAAAGAAGAAGAACCUAAAAAGAAAAACGUUAAAAGAAAAAAGGAGGAAAAAACUAAACAAAAAAGCAAUAAAAUUAAAAGAAAACUAUCCAUCAAGUAGUUUGAUUCUGAUGUUAUUGAAAUGCAUGUGAUGAAUAUUGAAAUGAUGUGCAUGAAAUAUAAAUGUCUUGCAACUA
Hydra vulgaris (swiftwater hydra) is the source of this 1097-nucleotide messenger RNA. RefSeq names its product ribosomal L1 domain-containing protein 1. The record is from RefSeq and is a predicted model, not a curated record. Lineage: Eukaryota; Metazoa; Cnidaria; Hydrozoa; Anthoathecata; Hydridae.